CCGCUCACUCUUCCUGUUCUCAGCUUCCUUCCUGUCAGAUUCCUUACAGCUCUGCACCUGCCAGAACUGAGCCUCCCUAGGCCCUGGCUAGCCUAAAGUCGGCCCUCAAUCCCUCUCACUGCAGAAGUCUCUUUACUCUCAAUGAGAGGAAGGACGGAUCCAGGUGUCUUGAGAGCUGAGGGUUGAGGGCAUUGAGCCAACGCGUAGACCCAUCACCUCUGCCCUCGAAGAUACUUGUGCCCUCCAUGCGGAGCCAAGAUGGGGAACAGAGCCGAGGAAGAUUAUAACUUUGUCUUCAAGGUGGUGCUGAUCGGCGAGUCAGGAGUGGGGAAGACCAACCUGCUGUCCCGAUUCACUCGCAAUGAGUUCAGCCACGACAGCCGCACCACCAUUGGGGUUGAGUUCUCUACCCGCACUGUCAUGCUGGGCACCGCCGCUAUCAAGGCUCAGAUCUGGGACACGGCUGGCCUGGAGCGGUACCGAGCCAUCACGUCGGCGUACUAUCGUGGUGCUGUGGGGGCCCUCCUGGUGUUUGACCUAACCAAGCACCAGACUUAUGCCGUGGUGGAGCGCUGGCUGAAGGAGCUCUACGACCACGCCGAGGCCACAAUCGUCGUCAUGCUCGUCGGUAACAAAAGUGACCUCAGCCAGUCCCGGGAGGUGCCCACUGAGGAAGCCCGCAUGUUUGCUGAAAACAAUGGGCUGCUCUUCUUGGAGACCUCGGCCCUGGAUUCCACCAAUGUCGAGCUGGCCUUUGAGACUGUCCUCAAAGAGAUCUUCGCCAAGGUGUCCAAGCAGAGGCAGAACAACGCCCGGACCAAUGCCGUCACCCUGGGCAGUGGCCCGGCUGGGCAGGAGCUGGGUCCUGGGGAGAAGAGGGCCUGUUGCAUCAGCCUCUGACCUGCCCCCACUGUGUUCCGGUGGCCCCCAGCACUGCCCGCUCCAGGAGCUUUCUCUGCCCUGUUGGUCCAGAUGUCAGAGGGGCCAGUCCCUGUCCACAGCCCUGCAGAGCUCUAAGGUCUUCAUGUGCCCCUCCCCGCCCCCAGAUCUCUAUUAUCAGUGCCCCCCCUUACAGACUAUGGCCCUCCAAUAAAGCUGUGUUUUAUAUCAA
This is a messenger RNA of Bubalus bubalis (water buffalo), 1111 nucleotides long. RefSeq names its product RAB25, member RAS oncogene family (gene RAB25). The coding region runs from base 259 to 900 and encodes 213 amino acids. Gene Ontology annotation, molecular function: GTPase activity; GTP binding. Gene Ontology annotation, biological process: exocytosis. Lineage: Eukaryota; Metazoa; Chordata; Mammalia; Artiodactyla; Bovidae. The record is from RefSeq and is a predicted model, not a curated record. Gene Ontology annotation, cellular component: recycling endosome. The transcript is spliced from 5 exons.